AUGGAAAGGAUCUACAAUGCAAAGCGCUACCCAGACGAAAAUAGAUUGACUUUCACGGAAUACUUGUUAACUAGGGAAGCUAGUCACUGGUGGAGUAGUAUGAAGAUGAUUUUAGAGGGGAAUGACACUCCUAUCUCCUGGGAGUUAUUCAAGAAGAAGUUUUACACUGAGUACUUUCCAAAUAGUGUAAGGUUUGUAAAGGAGGUGGAAUUUCUUGAGUUGGUGCAGGGCAAUAUGUCAGUAUUAGAAUGGGACAUCAAGCUGCUAGUAAAAGGGCUGCGUAUUAGAGAGUUUCCCGCUUUGGUGAAGAUGGCCCGUGAGAAGGAAAAGACUAAGAAAGAAGCAGAAGAGCCUCAGAGUCAGCAGAGCCAGCCAUUGAGGGUUGGAGGACCAGUGGCAUCUCGAGGUGGUUCCAAUUCUAGGAGGACCCCUUUUUCUAGACCUAUUUCUUCUUGGUCCAGGGGUUCUUCCUCACAGUCUUUUGUACAACAAGGGCAGUCUAGUUUUGCUAGCUUUGUGAGAUGCUAUGUAUGUGGUGGGCCGCAUCUUCAGACAGCUUGUCCUCAGAUGGUGGGAUUCAAGAGGUGUAACAUUUGUAGGCGAGAUGGUCACUACACUAGAGACUGUCCUACAGCUAGGAGGGCAAGACCACAGUCACAUCAUGCGGGAAGAGUAGUACAGAGGGGUGGUAAUCUUAUUGUUAGCAGCUGUUUGUUGUUUGGAGCUUCUUGUGUGGCUUUAUUUGAUUCGGGGGUGACACAUUCUUUUGUGUAUGAGACUUGUGUGGAGAGGCUGGGUUUAGUAGUUAGUGAGCUUCAGGUUGAUCUAGUGGUGACGAUACCAACAAUUGGGUUGGUUAGGACAUCUACUGUGUGCUCUAGAUAUCCUAUUGAGUUUGAGGGGCGUAGGUUCAGAGUGAACCUUAUUUGCUUACCUCUACAAGAACUAGAGGUAAUCUUGGGAAUGGAUUGGUUAGCUGUCAAUCUCAUUCUUUUGGACUGUGGUGAGAAGAGGCUAGUAUUUCCUAAUGGAGAUGAAGACAUGUCCUUGUCGAUAGGCAUGUUGAGGCAGGAUAUAAUGGAAGGCGCCAGUUGUUUCUUGAUCAUGUCUCAUACAGAGGUGGCUCAAGACUUUAACCUUUCGGCUCAUGGAAAGCAGAGUAUAGAUCUUGAGAUUGUGAACGAUUUCUUGGACGUAUUCCCUAAAGACGUUCCUGGUUUACCUCUUCCACGAGAGGUAGAGUUCUCUAUAGACCUGGUGUUAGGAGCAGGGCUAGUGUCUAUAGCCCCGUAUCGGUUGGCUCCAGCUGAAUUGGCUGAGUUGAAGAAGCAGAUUGAAGAUCUUUUAGAGAAGCAGUUUAUCAGGCCUAGUGUUUCGCCAUGGGGAGCACCCGUGUUGCUAGUAAAGAAGAAGGAUGGUAGCUCCAGGUUGUGCGUUGAUUAUCAGCAGCUGAAUAAGUUGACUAUAAAGAAUAAGUAUCCAUUGUCGAUGAUAGAUGAUUUAAUGGAUUAG
Molecule: messenger RNA, 1512 nt
Organism: Vigna umbellata (rice bean)
Lineage: Eukaryota; Viridiplantae; Streptophyta; Magnoliopsida; Fabales; Fabaceae
Molecular function (GO): zinc ion binding; nucleic acid binding
Source: RefSeq, a predicted model, not a curated record